AUGGAGUCUGUGGUACAGCGCUCACUUCAUCCCACCAUCACUCGGAAUGAGACGCGCGAGUAUCAACUGUACUGCUCGCAAUUUGCCCAGGUCCAAUUCCGGCAGACAGAGCGGGCUGGCGAGGCGGAUAUGCAUGUAUAUGAGAGUAUGGCUGCUCUCGCCCAAGGCGAUCUUUCGCGUGUCGGUCACGCUCGUCUGCGUGUCGACUCGACCAUGGCUGGUGGGACGGACGCCGCCAACCCCUCCACUUCCAGUCGUAUGCGCGUGCAGCGGCUUCGUAGUUGUGUUAUACCGUUCGCCAUGAAUGCUAUAUUGUCGCAGUUCGCACAGAACGACCUUCGCGCUGCAAAACUUCAUGAUGAAGAGGAUGGCGUACUAAACACACAGUUUGCGUUGCCUGGUAGCGAUCCAUCACGCUUCCUUGCGCAGUACACUGAUGUGGAUUCGACACACAAAGACGCUCGCAUCAAGCUGCACCACGGUACUACUACGCUCGCUUUCCGCUACCGCGGCGGUGUGGUGGUUGCAGUGGAUUCUCGUGCAUCAGCCGGAUCCUACAUUGCCUCCGGCUCGGUCAAAAAAGUGAUUGAGAUCAACCCGUACCUGCUCGGCACGAUGGCCGGUGGUGCGGCGGAUUGCCAGUACUGGGAGACAUACCUGGGCAUUCAAUGCCGUCUGCAUGAGUUGCGGAAUAAGGAGCGCAUCUCUGUUGCCGCUGCUUCUAAGAUUCUAAGCAAUCUUGUGUACUCUUAUAAGGGCAUGGGUCUGAGUAUGGGCACCAUGAUCUGUGGAUGGGACAAGACCGGACCUGCCAUUUUCUACGUGGACUCGGACGGCUCGCGUCUCAAGGGCGAUCUGUUUUCAGUCGGAUCCGGCUCGACGUUUGCAUAUGGCGUGCUAGACCAAGGCUACCAUUGGGACUUGUCGUACGAAGAGGCGUUAGAUCUCGGCCGUCGCAGUAUUUAUGCAGCGACGCAUCGCGAUGCAUACUCAGGCAAUACCAUCAACUUGUACCACAUGGGUCCGGAGGGCUGGACAUUUAUCGCGAACUAUGAUGCGAUGCAAUUGCACUACGAUGGUGUGAAGGAUGUGGUUCCCAACGUUCCGGCAGGUGGCUACGGCUACGAUGACUAUGUGCUCAUAACUUCAGGUGUUGGCCUCGUUGGCUCAGCUGUCUUGCACCAGCUCUCUACAGUGCCUAAGCUUGCCUCGCUCCGUGUGAUUGCCUUGCAAAACAGCAAGAAGACGUUGCUGGCUCAGCCCGGAUCGACGCUUUCGCUCGAGAACUGGAAGAACCAGUUGAGCUCUAGCACUACGUCAGCGCUCUCGCUCGACGAGCUCGUGAAAUCGCUUCAGGCUAUCCAAGCGCAGAACCAACGCCAUAUUGCGGUGGUGGACAACACGUCCAAUGACCAUGUUGCGAGCUUCUACCCGUCGUUCCUUGAGGCCGGUUUCAGCGUUGUGACGCCGAACAAGAAGGCGUUCUCUGGCCCUCUGGACCUGUUUAAGGCGAUUCAAAAGAACAAGGACGAGGUGAAGGGUGGUCUUGUGUACCAAGAAAGCACGGUGGGCGCCGGCUUGCCGAUCAUUAGCACUCUCAACGAUCUUAUUGCGACGGGCGACCGUAUUAAAAAGAUUGAGGGCGUGCUUAGCGGUACGAUGAGCUACAUUUUCAACGAGUUUAGCCCUGCGAAUGGCAGCUCCGAGCGCUUCUCAAAGAUUGUUACGGUGGCGCGUGAGAAUGGCUACACGGAGCCGAACCCAGGCGAUGAUCUCUCCGGUUCUGAUGUCGCGCGUAAGCUUACUAUUCUUUCGCGGCUGAUCCCGGAUAUGACAGAUUUGCUUCCGGAGGGCUUUGCCUCGGUGGACACACAGUCGCUCACGCCUUCAGGUCUGCGUGACGAGACAGAUGCGGAGGCAUAUGUCAAGCGCCUGCCUGAGUUUGACUACGAGUUUGACCAGCUGCGUGCUACGGCCCAGGACAACAACAAUGUUCUGCGCUACGUGGGUGUAAUUGAUGUGGAGAAGAAGGUCAUCCAGGCAAGUCUGCAGCCGUACCCUGCCGACCACCCCUUUGCUACGGCUCUAGGCGGUUCGGACAACAUUAUUUCGUUCACCACCGAGCGCUACCCGCGCCCUCUGCUUGUGCAGGGCGCUGGUGCCGGUGCUGACGUGACGGCUAUGGGCGUUGUGGCCGACUUGGUGCGUGUGGCGGAGCGCCGUGGCUAA
Malassezia pachydermatis is the source of this 2229-nucleotide messenger RNA. Its product is annotated as hom6-homoserine dehydrogenase. Lineage: Eukaryota; Fungi; Basidiomycota; Malasseziomycetes; Malasseziales; Malasseziaceae. Bases 1 to 2229 code for a protein of 742 amino acids. The transcript is spliced from 6 exons. Gene Ontology annotation, molecular function: threonine-type endopeptidase activity; homoserine dehydrogenase activity; aspartate kinase activity. The record is from RefSeq and is a predicted model, not a curated record. Gene Ontology annotation, cellular component: proteasome core complex. Gene Ontology annotation, biological process: aspartate family amino acid biosynthetic process; L-homoserine biosynthetic process.